Messenger RNA from Heteronotia binoei (common prickly gecko), 3864 nucleotides. It is a transcript of the gene LLGL2, whose product is annotated as LLGL scribble cell polarity complex component 2. Lineage: Eukaryota; Metazoa; Chordata; Lepidosauria; Squamata; Gekkonidae. Gene Ontology annotation, biological process: regulation of protein secretion; cortical actin cytoskeleton organization; regulation of Notch signaling pathway. Gene Ontology annotation, molecular function: GTPase activator activity; myosin II binding. The record is from RefSeq and is a predicted model, not a curated record. The coding region runs from base 108 to 3170 and encodes 1020 amino acids. The transcript has 26 exons. Gene Ontology annotation, cellular component: cytoplasm; plasma membrane; cortical actin cytoskeleton.
AACAAUGGUGUAUUGUAGACAAAUUACCUUCAUUCCCUUUGCCCUGCUCUCUACCUUCUGCUGUAUUGAAAUGAAAAUGUUUUGGUGCCAAGCGAUUAACACAGACAAUGAGGAGGUUUUUGCGGCCAGGACACGAUCCAGUGAGAGAGAGGCUCAAGCGUGACCUUUUCCAGUUCAACAAGACUGUUGAACAUGGCUUCCCACACCAGCCUAGUGCCCUUGGCUACAGCCCUUUCUUCCAUCUUAUGGCUAUUGGAACCCGAUCAGGAGCCAUCAAACUCUAUGGAACUCCUGGAGUGGAAUUUAUGGGCUUGCAUGAAGAAACCAAUGCUGUUAUGCAAAUACAUUUUAUUCCUCACCAGUGCCAGCUAGUGACACUGCUGGAUGACAACAGCCUGCACUUAUGGAACUUGAAACAGCAGCGGAAUGGGGCAUCCGAACUGCAAGAGAAAAGGCACUUCACACUCCGAGGACCUCCUGGUUCUCCUCCGAGCGCAACCCAGGUAACAGCAAUCCUUGCGCAUUCCUCACAAGAAUCCCUGUACCUUGGCACUGAGAGCGGUAAUGUCUUUGUGGUGGAGCUCCCAUCCUUCAGGAUGCUAGAAGACCAGACUAUUAGUUCAGACGUGGUGCUGCAACAAGUGCCAGAAGAUUGUCGUAGGCGGUCACUUGAAUUGGUAGAAUCCUUAAGGGAACAUCCUCAGAAUCCCAGCCAGCUCCUGAUUGGAUACAGCAGAGGCCUGAUUGUCCUUUGGGACUUGAAAAGCAACAAAGCAACACACCACUUCCUUGGAAAUCAGCAACUGGAAAACCUCUUUUGGCAGAAGAAUGGCUGUCAAAUCAUCAGCUGCCAUUACGAUGGGAGUUAUACCCAGUGGCCCGUUUCAAGUGAUGAUAGGCAACCCGAGCCGUUGGAAAGUAAAAUGCCUUAUGGUCCUUUCCCUUGCAAGGCCAUCACCAAGAUCUACUGGCAAACAGCAAAAAAUGGGCUUCCUUACAUAGUAUUUCAAGGAGGGAUGCCACGGGCAAGCUACGGUGAUCGGCACAGCAUUUCUGUUAUUCAUGGCAAUCAGCAAACAGCCUUCGACUUCACAUCACGAGUGAUAGACUUCUUUGUCAUUGCCAAUCCCGAUCCACGUGUAGAGUUUGAUGACCCAUCUGCAAUGGUGGUGCUAGCAGAGGAAGAGCUGGUGGUAAUAGACCUCAAGACGCCAGGCUGGCCUUCUGUCCAACCUCCGUAUCUUGCUUCCCUUCACUGCUCAGCUAUCACCUGUUCCCACCAUGUCUCCAACAUCCCGCUGAAGUUGUGGGAAAGGAUAAUUACCGCAGGGAUCAAGCAGAACUCCCACUUCUCAAACAUGCCUUGGCCCAUUGAUGGAGGUACCAGCUUGGCUCCUGAUCCUCCCCAGAGGGACUUGCUACUUACGGGGCAUGAAGAUGGCACAGUGCGAUUCUGGAAUGCGUCCGGCGUCUGUUUGAGCCUCCUGUAUAAGCUGAGCACAGUGAGAGUGUUCCACACAGAUGCUGAUCCCAACGACAAUAUGAACCAAAUGGGGGAGGAUGAGUGGCCUCCGCUGCGUAAGGUUGGCUCCUUUGACCCUUACAGUGAUGACCCCAGGCUUGGGAUCCAGAAGAUCUUUCUGUGCAAGUACAGUGGCUACUUGGCUGUAGCAGGAACAGCAGGGCAGGUGCUUGUAAUGGAACUAAAUGAUGAAGAAGCAGAGCAAGUGAUCGACCACACAGAAGCAGACCUUCUCCAGGAUCAGGAAGGCUAUAGGUGGAAGGGUCAUGAACGGCUAAAAACCAGAGAAGGGCCUGUUCGAUUUGAACCUGGCUUUCAGCCAUUUGUCUUGGUCCAGUGUCAACCACCAGCUGUGGUUACAUCAUUGGCUCUUCACUCUGAAUGGAAACUGGUGGCCUUUGGUACGAGCCAUGGCUUUGGGCUCUUCGAUCAUCAGCAGAAGCGAUUGGUCUUUGUUAAGUGCACCCUGCAUCCAAGCGACCAGUUGGCCUUGGAGGGUCCUCUUUCCAGGGUGAAAUCCUUAAAAAAGUCCCUCCGUCAGUCCUUCCGACGGAUUCGAAGGAGUAGGGUGUCCAACAGAAAGCGGCGAACUGCUGAGGUACAAGAAGGAAUCCCCAGGUAUGACCAGGAUGCCUUACAGGAGAUAGAACUAGCUCCAGUCCAGCGGAAGAUUGAAGCACGGUCUGCGGAAGACUCCUUCACUGGUUUUGUUCGCACUUUGUACUUUGCUGACACCUUCUUAAGAGACAGUUCUCGGCACUGUCCCUCCUUGUGGGCUGGCACCAAUGGCGGCACCGUAUACGCCUUCUCUCUGCGUGUACCCCCAGCCGAGAGAAGAAUGGAUGAGCCUGUCAAAGCAGAACAGGCCAAAGAAAUCCAACUCAUGCACAGAGCACCUGUUGUGGGGAUUCUUGUCCUGGAUGGUCGCAGCACUCCUCUCCCGGAGCCCCUGGAAGUUGCUCAUGAUCUUUCUAAGAGCCCUGAUAUGCAGGGGAGCCACCAGCUUCUUGUGGUGUCUGAAGAACAGUUUAAGAUUUUCACAUUGCCAAAGGUCAGCUCCAAACUGAAGCUCAAGUUGACUGCCUUGGAAGGCUGCCGGGUGCGGAAGGUGACAGUGGCCAAUUUUGCUAGCAACAAGGAUGAGUACAGUGAAAAUGACCUGGCUGCUCUGACCAACUUAGGAGACAUCCACAUCAUUUCCUUGCCUUUACUAAAAAUACAAGUGCGAUAUCCCUGCAUCCGCAAGGAGGAUGUGAGCGGCAUUGCCUCUUGUGUGUUCACUAGAUAUGGACAAGGAUUCUAUCUCAUCUCCCCAUCAGAGUUUGAGAGGUUUUCACUUUCCACGAAGUGGCUGGUCGAACCACGCUGUCUGGUAGAAGCACCUGAAAACGCAGGCAAUAACUAUGUGCACAAUGCAUCUAGCAUGGAGAAAGCUUCAAAGAAAUCUAAAGAAUCAGGAUGGAGCUCUAGUGAACAAAGUGGAGAUGAGAGGAAACCUGGAAAGCUGAUGGAACAUGCCCUGCUCAAUGAUGAGAAAGUUCUGAAGGAAAUACAGAGUACUCUGGAAGGUGGAAGAGGGAGCUAUAGUGACAGAAAUUCAAUGGGGAUCCAAUUAGGACACAGACUAAGUAACGGAGGAGCAGAAUGAUUUCGUUCUGGUGGUGUCACCGUGAGGUCUGGCAUUUUGGAAAGAGUGCCCUAACUACUGCCUGCCAUUCCUGGGGAGAUGCAUCGACGGAUCGUGGCCUCGAAUUAAAUUGCAAGACAGAACCUUAGUUGGACACUGACCUUUUUCUCCUCUUCUGCACUGUGCCUCACUUGAAGCUGUCUCUUCGUUGUGUGUUGUUAGUUUUGCAACACAGGCUGGAAUGAUUUUCUUGUCCUCCUUUUCCCUUUACGCCUGUUCCUAUGUUUUUGCAACUCUUCCAAAAGUUUGCACAGUUUUUUUCCUUUCUUAAAAAAGAUUUAUACUGGGUUGGGUUUUAAAUUAUAAAUAUUGCUGCCUUUUCUGCAGAGUUUUUAAUAUACUGUUACCUCUAUGAUUUUUGUACAUUUUUAAAAAUCAUAAUGAGUUUUUUUGUUUAGAGAGCUAUUUAGAAGUGUGCUUUUUUUAAAAAAAAAUGAAUGAAAUACCAUAUCACUUUAGAUUACUGUGGCUGCUGUAAACUUUUUUAAUGAGGAAAUUGGAACCUUUUUUGUCAUGUUGCGGUACUGUUCAACAAUUGGCAGACUUAGGUAGAAUCUAUUUUUAUAGCUGUUCGAAUCAGAAAAUUAAUCAAACCUGUUUUGUGACUGAACACUACAUCGAUCUGUCUUUUGAAAUAAACCAGUAUCUUUACAUA